UUCGAGGAAAACGAAGCAACAGACUUAGCAGAACACCAGGAUUGGGAUCAUGAGAUCAUCCUGGAGGAAGGAGCGAAGUUGAGCCCCGGAGGAAUGUACCCUAUAGCGCCCGAGCACGAUGCUGAGCUGCGGGAUUACCUCCAGAAGAACUUGAAGAAGGGAUUUAUCCGACCGGGAUCAGGCCCGAUGGCCUCACCCAUUUUGUUCGUAAAGAAGCCUAACGGGAAGUGGCGACUAUGUGUCGACUUCAGAAGGUUGAACAGCGUUACUCGGAAGAACCGA
Bipolaris sorokiniana ND90Pr is the source of this 282-nucleotide messenger RNA. RefSeq lists its product as uncharacterized. The transcript has a single exon. The annotation marks the transcript as partial. Lineage: Eukaryota; Fungi; Ascomycota; Dothideomycetes; Pleosporales; Pleosporaceae. The record is from RefSeq and is a predicted model, not a curated record.